Molecule: messenger RNA, 441 nt
Organism: Fraxinus pennsylvanica
Lineage: Eukaryota; Viridiplantae; Streptophyta; Magnoliopsida; Lamiales; Oleaceae
Source: the annotation of a GenBank genome assembly
AUGCAAGGCGUCCAACGCUACGGGGACGGCGGAAUAAGGCUAGAAUUGACUUCCACCAACACCUCUCCACUGGCCAUAGACGUGGCGGAGUCGACGGAGAUGCGUAUCCAGCGCCUAAUCUCUGAAAACCCGGUGAUCAUCUUCAGCCGCUCUUCGUGCUGCAUGUGCCACGUCAUGAAACGGCUGCUCUCCACCAUCGGAGUGCACCCCACCGUCAUCGAAUUGGAGGAGGACGAAAUUGGUGCUCUCAAUAACAACCAGGUAGCCGACUCCGCCCCAGAAGGCGGCGAUGGCGGCGGCGGAAGUGGAGGUGCACCGGCGUUGUACAUAGGAGGUGCGCUUGUUGGUGGGUUUGAAAGUCUCGUGGCACUCCAUUUGAGCGGUCACCUCGUACCUAAGCUUGUUGAAGUUGGUGUUCUUGAAAAUAAUACGGUAUUGUAA